Ichthyophthirius multifiliis is the source of this 849-nucleotide messenger RNA. RefSeq lists its product as hypothetical. The transcript has 9 exons. Lineage: Eukaryota; Ciliophora; Oligohymenophorea; Hymenostomatida. The record is from RefSeq and is a predicted model, not a curated record.
CAGCCACCUCCUUUGGCAGUAGCUGAUAAAUAUGAGCAUUAAUAAUUUCCAAGAUAGCCUAUUAAUUUUUUAGUUAACCCUAAGCUUUAAAGUAAAGUAGAACCAUCAUUAUUUUAAGUACCUUCAUCAAUUUUAUAAGGUGAUCCAUAUAAAGAUUCUUAUAAAGCUAAAUAUAUAAAAGACAAAGAAAGGGUAUCUACUAUUCCUCAUUAAUAGCCUUUUAAAAAUACUGAUAAUCAUAAGACAAUAAUUGGUAGUUAAUAUGAACAUAUGAAGGAUUAUAAUGAUAAAAUCUAUAAUAAAAGAGAUGAAAAUGGAAAUAUUAUUACAGGCCCAAAAAAUUUUUUAACUAAUCCUACAAAAUAAGGAUAAGGAAAUACAACUAUUGGUCAUUUAUUUAAUCAUGUUAAUUAUGAAAACGACCCAUAUAAUAGAGAAAAAGAAAUGGACAAAAAUGAAAGAGCUAUUCAUAAAAGUAAAAUCUUAGAUUUGAAAAAGCCUUUUAUCAACUCGAAACAUGGCUAAGGAAUAUUUAAUCCCGAUAGAAUCGUUUAUGGUUUAGAUAGACCAAUAACUGAAGGGAUAAAAAGAACAUAUAAUUAUCCAGGUGUUUAACAUCCUAAGGCUUUUAAAAAUGCAGAUAUCCCUAAAAAAGGAUACAACAAAACUAUUCAAAAAUUUCCUUUUUAUUCAGAAGAAGGAGAUGUUCCAAGGGCUUGGAAAAAAACAAUACCUUCUAUGACAUAAAGAGCUUGGAUUUUCCAUACAAGAGGGACACUUUCCAAACCCUGCCCUUCAAUUGUUAGUAUGAGUUUAAAUAAAAAUAAAAUUAGCCAAUUUAGAAGAUGA